ACCACAUAAAAUAACUUGCAUUAGUAGUGUACAUUAAGCCACACACAUGAGUUCAAUUCACAUUAAUUACAUGAUUGACAAUCAUAGUUUGUUUAUUCAACUACUUCUCUUUGUUAUAUUACAGUUUCAGCAUUUUACGAGUUUGUCCAACUUAGGCUAUUAUAGAGUGCUCUUAAUUAUGGUCAUGCUUUGGACUCCCUUCCAAAGUUAUGCCUAUAAAAAUAUCUUUCUACUAGCUGGACAAAGCAAUAUGUCUGGCCGAGGGGGUGUGAUUAAUGGUAGUUGGACUGGAUAUAUCCCACCAGAAUGCCGUUCUCAACCCUCAAUCCUACGGCUUAAUGCUGAGCUUAUGUGGGAGGUGGCUUGUGAGCCCUUACAUCGAGAUAUAGACAACAAUAAAACCUGUGGGGUGGGACCUGGUAUGUCAUUUGCCAAUUAUGUAUUGGAAAAGGAUUCCAAUAUUGGGGUGAUUGGUUUGGUUCCUUGUGCAUUCGGCGGAUCCUUUAUAUCCGAUUGGAGACAAGGCUCACCUCUCUAUGAUAGACUCAUGAAGAGGUCUAAGGCUGCAUUGGAAGAUGGUGGUGAAAUUCGGGCGCUUUUAUGGUAUCAAGGUGAGAGUGAUACAAAGAAAGAAGAGGAUGCCGAAUUGUACAAGAAAAGAAUAGAAGAGUUCUUCAAUGCAGUUCGCACUAAUUUAUCUUUACCGAACCUUCCAAUUAUUCAGGUGGCAUUGGCAUCGGGCAUAGGAGCAUAUUUUGAUAUCGUAAGAGAAGCUCAACUGGCCGUCAAACUUCCAAAUGUCAUAACAGUUGAUGCAAAGGGGCUACAGUUGUUGAAUGAUGACCCAGUCCACCUUAGCACUCCUGGCCAAGUUAGACUAGGGAAGAUGAUGGCUGACGCCUUCCUCUACUUCAAUUGAAAUUAGAUCAGUUACUUCAAUGUGAACUUAUGAACUAUCAAUGUACAAAUAUUAAAGCAUAAAUUACUAGAUAUAAAUAGUUAUCAAAAUUUUUAUUGUCCAUGCGUUCAAGAUUUAAGUGUUACUCAUUUACUCGUCGUUUUUCUCCUAUUGUGUAGUAAAAAGUUGA
This is a messenger RNA of Olea europaea var. sylvestris, 1088 nucleotides long. RefSeq names its product probable carbohydrate esterase At4g34215. Bases 47 to 919 code for a protein of 290 amino acids. The record is from RefSeq and is a predicted model, not a curated record. Lineage: Eukaryota; Viridiplantae; Streptophyta; Magnoliopsida; Lamiales; Oleaceae. The transcript has 2 exons.